Odontomachus brunneus is the source of this 2049-nucleotide messenger RNA. RefSeq names its product 5-aminolevulinate synthase, erythroid-specific, mitochondrial (gene Alas). The coding region runs from base 396 to 2003 and encodes 535 amino acids. Gene Ontology annotation, cellular component: mitochondrial matrix; mitochondrion. Gene Ontology annotation, molecular function: pyridoxal phosphate binding; 5-aminolevulinate synthase activity. The transcript has 4 exons. The record is from RefSeq and is a predicted model, not a curated record. Lineage: Eukaryota; Metazoa; Arthropoda; Insecta; Hymenoptera; Formicidae. Gene Ontology annotation, biological process: erythrocyte development; heme biosynthetic process; hemoglobin biosynthetic process.
UAUGGUAAAGUGGUUUAGUCUGGUUUAGUCGCGAAAGCUCGUUCACGGUGAAACGUGUCUCGUGCGAACUAUACAACAAAUAAUCUUGCGUUCUUCUUUUCAAAUCUGAAAAAAGAAGUCAAAACCGUUAACAUCUGGUUAAGCUGGUGGCACGAGUGGUUUCUCAAGAAUUUUUCAGAAAUUUUGCUUUGAAUAUUGAGAAACUCAACUUCAAGUGUUUCAUUUUCAUAAAUUUCCAAAUAAUUUCUCUUCUUAAUUAGUAACUGAGACUCCUGAGACAAACAACCAUAUAUAUUACAUAUAUAAUCAUAUAUAACAUAUAUAAGAAAUUCCUGCGUUUUUCUGCGAUUCGAUCAGUCUAUUUACUUCUGAAUUUCUUCAUCUUAUCAGUAAAUAUGUUGUGGAAACAAUUAUUUUGGUGGACUUACAAUUACUACAGCGCUAACGCCGUGAAAGCAUAUCUGAAGAUCAUGCCCUGCCCAUUCUUGACCCGUUUGCCUGCAAACUAUGUUCGCAACUAUGGAUCAUCAGUGAUAAUGAACUACCGGCAACAUUGCCCGGUGAUGUCGAAGUUGUUCAGCACAAUGGCUGAGUCCGAUGUGCCCCAGCCAGCCUGUCAGCCAGAAUGUGUAGAGAGUCAAUGUCCAUUCUUAUCGAAAAAGUUGGACACUGUGAAAGAGGCCAGCUCAGCAGUCAAGGAAGAUAUCAUUAGUCUGGGUGUCACAGAGGAGCAGAAAGAGAAUGCGCAGUUCUCCUACGAAGAAUUCUUCCACGAACAGAUCAUGCGAAAGAAGAGGGACCACUCGUACAGGGUGUUCAAGAAGGUGAAUCGCCUGGCAGAGAAUUUCCCGGGAGCCAUGGAGUAUUCAUGGGGCGAGAAGCCGAUCACCGUGUGGUGCUCUAAUGAUUAUCUGGGAAUGUCACGUCAUCCAGCGGUGACGAGCUCGGUGCGCAAAGCUUUGGAUAAGUUCGGCGCCGGUGCCGGAGGCACGAGAAACAUCUCCGGCAAUUCCAUGGGCCACGAGAUGCUGGAGAAGCGACUGGCGAAGCUGCACCAGAAGGACGCCGGUCUGCUCUUCACGUCCUGCUUCGUCGCCAAUGACUCCACCCUGUUCACUCUGGCGAGAAUUCUGCCAGGCUGCCACAUAUUCUCCGACGCCGGGAAUCACGCGUCCAUGAUACAGGGUAUUAGAAAUAGCGGCGUGCCGAAGCAUAUAUUUCGGCACAACGAUGCGCGACACUUGGAGGAGCUUCUGUCGAAGCUGGACAAGAACGUGCCGAAGAUCGUGGCGUUCGAGACGGUGCAUUCCAUGACCGGCGAUAUCUGCCCGUUGGAAGAGAUGUGCGACAUCGCGCACAAACACGGCGCGAUCACGUUCGUCGAUGAGGUCCACGCGGUCGGUCUGUACGGCUACUCCGGCGCCGGUAUCGGGGAAAGGGAUUGGGUCCUGUCCAAGAUGGACAUAAUUUCGGGCACCUUGGGGAAAGCGUUCGGCAACGUGGGCGGCUACAUUGUCAGCUCGUCGAAUCUUAUAGAUAUGAUAAGAAGUUACGCAGCCGGUUUUAUAUUUACUACUUCACUGCCGCCUACCGUGCUGUACGGAGCCUUGACAUCCGUCGACAUUUUGGCAUCGGACGAGGGCAGAUCGCUGAGGGCAACUCACCAGAAAAACGUGGCCUAUAUGAAGUCUAUUAUUACUGCCGCUGGUCUUCCGUUAGAGCCAUCACCUUCGCAUAUCAUUCCGAUAAAGAUUGGAGACCCACUGCUAUGUAGUCAGAUAGCAGAUCAUUUGCUAAGGAGUAAAGGGCACUAUGUACAAGCUAUAAAUUAUCCUACGGUUCCCAAGGGUGAGGAGAAAUUGCGAUUAGCACCUACUCCGAGACACACUGAGGCUAUGAUGGACAAAUUUGUGCAAGAUGCGUUGGAUGUUUUUCAUCAGUUAAACAUACCCAAGGUGGAUAUUAAACAGGACCAAGAGCCGCGCGCCAUUCUGGUUCAUUGACAAAUGUGAUGUUAAAAUACAAACGAUUGUUAUCGUACAAACACAA